This is a messenger RNA of Eimeria necatrix, 1209 nucleotides long. Its product is annotated as NOL1/NOP2/sun family domain-containing protein, putative. Gene Ontology annotation, biological process: maturation of LSU-rRNA; rRNA base methylation. Gene Ontology annotation, cellular component: nucleolus. Gene Ontology annotation, molecular function: rRNA (cytosine-C5-)-methyltransferase activity. The coding region runs from base 1 to 1209 and encodes 402 amino acids. The record is from RefSeq and is a predicted model, not a curated record. The transcript has 7 exons. Lineage: Eukaryota; Apicomplexa; Conoidasida; Eucoccidiorida; Eimeriidae.
AUGAAUGCUUUCCGCGUCAGGCACCUUGAACAAGCCCUCCAGCUAUACUACGCGCCGCACACCACUGGCCACCUGCCUCUGGACUUGUUCUUGAGACACUAUUACAAAUGCAAUAAGAGUGUCGGCAGCCAAGACAAGAAGUUCAUUACGCAGCACAUCUACCAGAUCGUCAAGUGGAAAGGACUCCUUGACCAUGUGACCCCGCCGCCCGCUUCUUGGUCCAGCCGGAUUCGCACUUACUUCGUCUCGGACAGAUGGAAGCUGCAGACGCAAAAUGAGAAGCUGCCGCCUUCAACGCGGACUUCUUUCCCACCCGAUUUAUUCAAUCGCAUUCAAAACGCCUACGGCACGGCCAAAGCCAUUCAUAUUUGCAACACGCUGAACGAAGAGGCCCCCACUUACCUGCGGACGAACACUCUGGCCAUAACUCGCGACCGCCUUUACAACUACCUUUUGAACAAAGGCGAGUCUUUUCGGAGCAGCAGCGACUCACCACCGCAGCUAGAGAAGCAAAAAGCUGCAUGCAUAGCAGUAGAAAAAAGCCCCAAUUCCCCUUACGCGCUGGUUCUCCCCCAGCGCCAACGUCUUGGCGAUUUGCCGGAGUUCCAUAGGGGGUAUUUCGAGAUCCAGGAUGAGGCCAGUCAGCUGGCAGCUCUUAAAGUUGAAGUAAAGCCCGGCGACAAAGUUUUGGACUUCUGCGCAGGCAGCGGAGGAAAGAGUUUGGCAUUUGGCCCGCAAAUGAUGAACAAGGGCAAGAUCUACUUGCACGACGUGCGGGAACGCAUGCUGCAGGAGGCGAAGAAGAGGCUCAAAAGAGCGGGAAUUACAAACUACACCAUUCUCGAGCCGGGAAACCCCACUUUGUCCAAACUUGUUGGGGCAGUGGACUGGGUUGUCUGUGAUGUUCCGUGUUCCGGAACGGGCGCGCUGCGGCGAAAUCCCGAAAUAAAGUGGAAAUAUAAAGACGAGAAGCUCAUGGACUUUGUUGCACUGCAACGGCACAUCUUCAGCAGCGCCCUUCAAUACGCAAAGCCCAAGACAGGGAAAAUAGUUUACAUCACUUGCAGCAUCUUGGACGAGGAAAACGUUCACCAGGCUAAGUUUUUCUGUCAACAACAUGGCCUGGUGUUGACGGAACCGCCGUUCCACUCACUUCCGACCUCACACGGGAUGGAUGGCUUUUUCUGUGCAAUAUUUUCUCGGCCAUGA